Molecule: messenger RNA, 1959 nt
Organism: Spinacia oleracea (spinach)
Lineage: Eukaryota; Viridiplantae; Streptophyta; Magnoliopsida; Caryophyllales; Amaranthaceae
Product: organic cation/carnitine transporter 1
Exons: 3
Coding region: 104-1759 (551 amino acids)
Biological process (GO): transmembrane transport
Cellular component (GO): membrane
Molecular function (GO): transmembrane transporter activity
Source: RefSeq, a predicted model, not a curated record
AAAUAGAGACGAAGUAAUUUAAUUAACGAAGGGAGUAUAAAUAAGUAGUGAAUGAAAACUAAAGCAAAGGCAACCAAAUAAACAAACACUGCACAAAAAGAGUAUGGAAGAAGAGAAGAGUGAGGUCGCUGUAAUCCCCAAAAAGGUACAACUUUCUUCAAAAGAAACAAUAAUAGAUGAUGAAGAAGAAGAAGUUAUUAUAAAUAAUAAUAAUAAUAAUAAUAAUAAUACAAGAAUAAUAGAGCUUACAGUAGAAGAAGUGAUUGAGAAUUAUGUGGGUUCAUUUGGUUAUUCACAAAUAAUACAAGCAAUAUUGGUAUCAUUAGCAUGGAUAUUUGAUGCUCAGAGUACUUUGGUUACCAUCUUCAGCGACGCAGAGCCAGAAAAAUGGAGAUGUAAGCAAAAUUAUGUGUGUUAUAAUGGGCAGAUUAGUGGUAAAGGAAGUUCAGUUUGUGGUCUUCAACCUGGUAGUUGGGAAUGGGAAGGUGGACGUAAGAGUUCUAUUUUAGCUGAAUGGGGACUUGUUUGUCACCAUAACUUUCUUGCUGCUCUUCCUGCUUCUUCUUUCUUCCUUGGUUCUCUCAUAGGAUCAGCAAUAUAUGGUCGUUUAGCCGAUUCAUUUCUAGGAAGAAAGAAGAGUUUAACACUGGCAUGCUUAGUAACAUCAAUUACUGCUUUGCUUACCUCUUUCUCACCAAACAUCUGGACUUACGCUGUCCUCCGUUUCUUCAACGGCUUAACUCGUUCUGGGAUCGGAAUCUGUUGUUUAGUCCUUGCAACCGAAGUUGUAGGCCGAAAAUGGCGAGGCCAAGUAGGUCAAUACGGGUUUUUCUUCUUCUCUUUAGGGUUCCUUUCUCUCCCUUUAAUAGCAAUGCACACUAAAUCUUCCUGGAGAUACCUCUACCGGAUCCUCUCCUUCGUCGUCUUUUUAUAUACUAUUGUCAUACUCCCUUUUGUUACAGAGUCGCCUCGUUGGCUUCUACUUAAGGGAAGGAAAUCAGAAGCUCACUCUAUUUUAACUAAGUUAGCUACUCGGAAUGGGAAAACUAUUCCACCAAAUGUUCAACUAACAGAUCCGGGCUUUUCUGAUAAUGAGCAUAAGAAAAAUAUUAGCCUUUGGGAGUGUAAAUGGGCAAGGAUGAGGAUGUUGAAGGCAAUGAUAGCGGGUUUUGGGGUUGGAUUUGUGUAUUAUGCAGUUCAAUUGAAUGUCGAAAACUUGAACUUUUCCAAGUAUUUGAGUGUUGCCAUCAAUGCUUUGUUGGAAAUUCCGGCCGUCUUCGUAGGAAGCUUCUUUCUUGGAUUUAUGAAUCGUCGGUUGUUGCUUUCUAUCGCGUGUGUUCUUGCUGGGAUUUCUUGCUUGCUUUGCAUCAUCUUCACCAACGGCAAUGGUGGCACGGUGGGGAAUUGGAUACAACUAGGGAUAGAAGGUUUUGGAUUCAUGGCGGCUUCAGUGGCUUUCGACGUAAUGUUUAUAUACUGUGUUGAGUUGUUUCCGACGAAUGUGAGGAACUUUGCUGUCUCAUUGAUGCGUCAAGCAUUGGUUCUAGGUGGUGCAAUGGCGCCUUUAUUGGUUGCUCUUGGAAGAUUAAGCCCUACUUUUUCAUUUCUAGUGAUUGCAGGUUUAUCUUUUUUAAGUGGGUUAGUCGGAUUUUGGCUUCCAGAAACCAAGAAUACUCCUAUUUUUGAUACUUUGGAGCAACAACAAAAAGAUGACAAGUUAUGUCAAGAAAAUAUAAUAACUUCAUGUGUUCAACCCUAGAUUAGAGCUUAUGGACAUCGAUUCAAGGUUAUAUGAGUUUAAUUUGUACACUAUGGAAAUUUUAAAGUUGUUCUAGCACUAUAUCAACAGUGCUAACUUGCUAUGAGCUCGUCACGGUAUGUGUUUUAGACAAGCCGGCCUAGAUCAUAGUCAUUAUGUACUCUCUUUGUUUCUCAAUUUGCUUUAGCUGAUUUCUUAUA